AUGCCUGGUAAUCUGGUAUUCCAUGUGAAAAAUGGGGUAAGAAGCAUCAAGUAUAAACCAGUAGACUAUCAACAAUUACAUGCAUUAACUGAAGCCAAAAAAUUAGCUUCUGCUUCUAUACAACUAAAGAUCAGAAGAACAGUACAGACUUCAAAGGACUCUAAAGAACUAACACUAAUAAAGCAACACAAGCAAGUGUGGUGGCAAGAACACCAAAGGCUAACUGAACUCAGAUGUAAAUUGGAACUGGAAAUAAAAUCCUUUCUCAAUGAAGAGAACAUUGGAGAUGAAUAUCUUUCUGACCUUAUAGAUUUUGAACAAGAGUUAUCAGAACAAUGGUGUCAGUAUCUUAAAAAUGUGGUAGAUCCUAUUCAGCAGUUGAGAGCAGAUCUGAAAUACAGACAGCAUCACAUUUUACAGCAUUCAGACCCAAAUACUGAGUUUAAUGCAGUCAAAGUGCUGGAAGAGGUUGACUUUGUGAAGAAACAAUUGAAAGCUGUUUCUGAAAGACUUAACCUGGAGCAACAGAAAAUACAAAAUGAUCUUUCAGAUUGGAGUAUGAAAAUACUAGACCAUUCUUUAGAAGAAAAAAGUAACCUGCUUAGUGAACUGCCAGUUGAAUUAGAAACUUUAGAAUGUCCAUGCCCUGAUUUGAAAUCUUCAAUCCUUAGUGAAUUCUGUACCUUUACACAGAAAUAUCAAAGGAAACUUCAAGAUUUUGAUCUACAGUUAGAAGAGAUAUACAGAAACUUCCAAUUAAGUGAAGAAGACCACUGGAUUUACCAGGCUGUUUUGGAUCAGUAUCCUAGAGAUCUCUUUGCUAGAAGGACUCUGUAUCUGGACAUGUUACAAAGAUAUUUCCCUCACAAAUCUAGGCAUGAUCUGGUCCAACAUGAGAAAUACUGUGAGCAAUAUCGCUUUGCUAGGGAGCAGCGAAAGAUCUUGAUAUCAAAUUGGAAUAAGAACAGAAAACACUUUAUACGGAAGGCAGUGAUGACCCUGGCUGAGGCCUGUGCAACUCAUGAAAUGGAGAUUACUUUGGCUAAAGAUAGGAGAAAGCAACAGGAAUUGUGUGCUGAUCUGAAAGCCAAGGUUAUUCAAUGGCGAACCCACCAGGAAGAUGUAGCAAGACUGGAAAUGGAUAUUUCUGCCAGACAAAGAGAAAAGGAAAAGGAGAAAGAGAAACUAUGGAAGAAGAAGGAAUUAUUGCAGAGAGAGGAGAAGAAAGAUAAAAUAAGAAAAUUCUGGACUAAGAAAGAACAGAAGUGGCAAGAAAUGGAAACGAGAGAUCUUCAGCGUCUAGAAGAACUGAAGAAAUUAAUGGCUAAACAGUCAGCGAAAGACAGAGAAAGGGUGAAAUAUAGACAAGAAUUAUUGGAAAAGCGUUUGGUGGAGAAAAAAGAAGUGGCCCUUCAAGAAGCACAUGAAGAAGAGGAGAGAAUGAGGCGGCUAGAAGCCCUCAGGAAACAGGUUGCUAUUGUGGCUCACUUUGAUCCUGUUAGAAUGAUGUCAGAUACAAUGGCAUCAAAAGCUAGGAUGAAAAUUGGAAUUGAAGAAGAAUUUAUUCUUCAAAAGCCACUCUUCCCAUUGAAUACAUACAAUGAACAGCAGAUAAUUUCUGACCCUAGACUUCGCUUUGAGUUAGCACUUCGAGAAGCCGGACUUCAUAAAACAUUUUAUGCCAAAGAGAUGUUACCAAAAAUUAGUCCUCAAAAACCUCCACGAAAGGACUUGGAGUCUACCAUAUUUAAAAUCUAG
Orycteropus afer afer is the source of this 1758-nucleotide messenger RNA. RefSeq names its product coiled-coil domain containing 148 (gene CCDC148). Lineage: Eukaryota; Metazoa; Chordata; Mammalia; Tubulidentata; Orycteropodidae. The transcript is spliced from 14 exons. The record is from RefSeq and is a predicted model, not a curated record. The coding region runs from base 1 to 1758 and encodes 585 amino acids.